Molecule: messenger RNA, 4407 nt
Organism: Poeciliopsis prolifica (blackstripe livebearer)
Lineage: Eukaryota; Metazoa; Chordata; Actinopteri; Cyprinodontiformes; Poeciliidae
Gene: lmnb2
Product: lamin B2
Exons: 13
Coding region: 221-1954 (577 amino acids)
Source: RefSeq, a predicted model, not a curated record
AAACCGGAAACACUCUCUGCUUUUGGCGGGGUGUCAGCCAUCUUGGAAUCACAUCACCGUGUGGAGCGAGGUCUCCUGUUUUACGCUGCUGCAGCUCAUUGAUUGCUUUACUUUGGUUCAUCUGAAAAAAACGUUGCUCUGAUUCCAACUGAAACCAGCAGACAGCGCUCAAUUUACUGUCUUUUAACUUCGUAGUGAAGCAAACUCAGGAUAGAUCGGCAUGGCGACUGUUCGCGUUACUCCAAGCCGAGAAACUGGUCGGCCAGCGGCCUCUUCGCCUCUGUCCCCCACCAGGAUAUCCCGCCUUCAGGAGAAACAAGACCUGCAGCAUCUCAACGACCGGUUGGCCGUUUACAUCGACCGUGUCCGGUCGCUGGAGCUGGAGAACGACCGAUUGAUGGUUAAGGUGUCUGAGAAGGAGGAGGUUACUACCAGAGAGGUAACAGGCUUGAAGGCUCUGUAUGAGGCAGAGCUGGCUGAUGCUCGACGGGUUCUGGAUGAAACGGCUAAAGACAGAGCCAGGCUUCAGAUCGACCUGGGGAAGGUUCAGGCCGACCUGGAUGAAGCCACCCGGAGUUCCAAAAAGAAGGACAGCGAUCUGGCUGCGGCACUGUCCAGGGCCAAUGGGCUGGAAGGGCAGCUGAAUAAGAGCGAAGCAACUCUUGCCACAGCUUUGAGUCAGAAUGCUGCACUCAUUUCAGAACUUGCUGAUGUAAAGAACCAGCUGGUGAAGGCUGAAGACAGCCAUGCUGUGGCAAAGCGGCAGCUGGAAGCAGAGACCUUGAUGCGUGUGGACCUGGAGAAUCGUUGUCAAUCGCUCAGUGAAGAGCUGGAGUUCAGAAAAAACAUGUUUGAAGAGGAGAUGCGUGAGAGCCGCCACCGCCAGGAGCAGAGGAUUGUGGAGGUGGACUCUGGAGUCAGACAGGACUACGAGUUUAAACUGGCGCAGGCUCUGCAGGACCUGAGGAAGCAGCAUGAUGAGCAGAUUUCUCUCUACAAGGAGGAACUAGAGCAAACCUUUCGGGCAAAGCUGGAUAAUGCCAAGAUGUCGUCUGAGAUCAACGACAAGGCCAUGGGCGCAGCCCGCGAGGAGCUGCAGGAAUCCCGAACUCGAAUGGAGAGCCUGGGCUACCAGCUGGCCACACUGCAGAAGCAGGUGUCAGCCUCAGAGGAUCGCAUCAGAGAGCUGGAGGACAUCCUGUCUACAGAGCGCGAUAAGCACCGGCGUGCUGUUGAGGCUAAGGAGCAGGAGAUGACUGAGCUGAGAGAGAGGAUGAACGCUCAGCUCAGCGAAUACCAGGAGUUGCUGGACGUCAAGCUGGCUCUGGACAUGGAGAUCAAUGCAUACAGGAAGCUGCUGGAGGGAGAGGAGCACAGACUGAAACUGUCCCCAACCCCGUCGGCCCAAGUGACAGUUUCCAGGAUAUCGGGCUCGUCCUCUUCCCGUUCCUCCAAGAGAAAGCGAGGCGAGGUGGAGGCAGCCGACCUGUCUGAGCUGGCUAAGGGAGAUGAGCAGCUGCUGGUGUCUGAGGAGGCCAGCGGCGCCGUCACCAUAUCACCCACCGACAUGGACGGAAGCGCCAUCACACUCAACAACCAGAGUGAACAGGACCAGCCUCUGGGCAACUGGAGGCUGAAGAGACAGGUUGAUGAUGGAGAGGAGGUGGUCUACAAGUUUUCCCCAAAGUUUGUUCUGAAGGCUGGCCAGUCUGUCACGGUGUGGUCUGCUGAUGCUGGUGUAGCUCACAGCCCACCCACUGACCUGCUGUGGAAGAGCCAAGCUUCCUGGGGAACAGGAAGUGUUGUCAUCACCUCUCUGACCAACGUGGAUGGCGAGGAGGUCGCCCGCCGCAGCGUCACCAAGACUCAGGUGGAGGUUGAGAACGGAGAUGGGCCUGAAGAGGAAAUGGCUCAGAAGGUCAAAGUGUCAUCUAGAGAGUGUGCCAUCAUGUGAAAUCCUCUGGUGAUAUUAAAGCCUUGGAGCUUCUUAUCUCUUUACUCACUUUUUUACAUGUAUUUUUUUAUUGAAAGACACUCAGAUGUUGACAUCAUCUGAUUAUGUUUUUUUUGAUCCAAGAAAUCCUUGGUAUAGAAAUGAGUUUUCUCUUCUUCAGAAUAUAACCAGUCAAACCAGUGGAUCCAGAAGCAGUAUUCCAGUUGGACAUCCCCUCAUCAAUAUCAGAUUUAGUCCUAAAUGAGUGAACAUACAAUUUUUAAUGACAGCAGGUUGAAACCUAAAAGACGAGCUGAGCUCAGCUCAGAGUUUUUCCUUUGAAAACGACAAUUCCUUUCAUCUCUUAAACAUUGUGUUAUAUUACCAGUAUGCUCAGACACAAACACUUUUUAGAUUUGCAUAAGUUAGAAGGAGGACAGAUGGAAUAAUGCAUUAUGUUGUUUGCAGGGAUUUGUCAGCAUAACAUUCCUCUGCCAUCAGUCCUCAAUACAUCCCUCUGUUAUCUUCAUUCUGUUACUUUUUCUGUCAUUUAUUCCAAGUAAAUCGGUUCAUUAGAUGAUCAUCAAAUUCAACAUUUCUGUAUGGAAAUGCUUUUUAAGGUUUAGAAUCUUGAUUUUAAAGCAUGUAUACCAAUUCUAACUUUUGAUGAAUAUAGAUUUUUGCAUAAGGACAAACAGCCAGCAUAGAUUUGGUCUAAUUUAAACUUCUUCUUAGUUUGAAAUGAAAAUGUCCAGAAUGUUUUUGCUGCCAUGGACUGGUUUGUAGUGAGGAAUGUUUCCAGUGUGUGUUUAUUUGGCUACAUAGGAGCAUGUGAAACACUAGGAGGAAUGUUUGCCAGCUGUCAGUACAGGAACAUGCAAAUGUUUUUGCUGUUGAUUUUUUAAAUAGUUUUUUAAAAUUGUUAUUCUAAAGUCAGCUUUUUUUGCCCAGUACUUAAGAGCGCAUGGGAUGAAAGCAAGUACAGAUUUUAAAACUCAUAUUUUCAGAAUAAAGUUACUUGUGUGUGGCUGUGAGUAACUUUAUUCUGAAAAUAUGAGUUUAACAGCCAUGUUACAUAUUACUUCACCCCUCAACUCCCCCUUCAGCUGCCUGGUGAAGGGGGAGCCAGAUGUUGGGUCUCUGUUUUUAUCUCCAUAGCAACCAGACAGUAAAAUUUUGACCUGUUGCCUCCUCUGUUCACAUCAGCUCUUCCCUUCAUCUCCAGUUUAGUGGCUUGUGCAUCUUCAGGCCAGCUUAAGUCACUAACCAUGAUCAUGUGUAAGCCUUCUGCAGCUCAGUAUGCUGUUGAACUGGAAGCAAUGGGACUAUACCACUGUACAUUCUCAGAACUUUGGGGUCACAGUAAGAGGCAGCCAUGUUGGCCCCAUGACCCUAAGAGCUUUUAGGAAUACUUUUGUCUUCAAACCCUUGACUUUGGGUGUUUUUGGACAACCUCCAGAAGCAUCUGUUGACAGUAGGUUUGUCUUAAAGAAGACAAAGCUAGCAUCACUUGUCAUACAUCAUCAUCCCACGUUGGUUGGCCAUACACUGUCUUAUUCUGAGCUACAAAAAGACAAUCUCUGGAGGCUUCCUAGUGGAGAAGGCCACAUGUCACUACUAUGGUGAGUUCUUGCCUUUUAGUUUGUUUCCUGCCACUGACUAGGAAUGAUCAACAUGUCUUCCUGACUCCUUUGAGUGGUGUCAUCUCAAAGGAGAGGACACCACUUCUACAUCAGAAGUUCAUUGAUUUUCAGAAUAAAUCAUUUAUUAUAUUAAGGACUUAGCAUCAGUGAUGAGCUGUGUUUGAAAUUGUACAAGGGACUGCCGUUUCUCUUAAAGAAGAGAAUUAUGGUUUCUCUCCCAGCUUUUUGAUGUCAGAUACCAAAGCAGCAACUUUCUUUAAACACAGUCAUCGCCAGUCCACAGCCAUCGUAGGUCCCUGGACAGGAAGCUCCUAUGAUGCAGUGAUUAAAGUGAUCAUAGUCCAUACUGGUUACUGUAGUACAUGAGAAAUGUUUGAUUUGGUUUGAGGUAUUUUAGUAACUGACUUUUUCUUGUGUUGGAAUGCUGUGCUUUAUAAUGUUAGUUUGGUUUUUCUUUUAUUUUAAAUUUGUGAUUUUGUAAUAAUUGUGUUAAUAUUUACUAUGAUAAUUGAAUUGGGAGUUUUGUGAUGAAAUGUUUGUAGAUGGUUAAUGCAGAACCUGAACAUGUAGCCACAGAGAUGCGAAAACAAGCCUGAAUUGAAAACAGCAGCUUAUCACCAACUGGCUGCUGCACAUGCUACAGUCUCUGGUAGAUGAGUUCAAGCUGACUGUUUUACAUUAAUUAAAUUUUCUGGAGAAAGUUUCUAGUCUCAAAUUUUAAGAGGUACAUCUGCCUUUCAUGUGAGAUAUGACAUGACUGAACACCAAUUCUUUUAUCUGUAAUGAUCUGGUAACCUACUUUUUUACAUACAAUAAAAAUUUUACAUUUAA